UUUUUAGGUUGGACAUGCAGGAGCGACUGUUUGUCCCUGGUGGUGGGGGCGUGUUGAUAUGGGCCGUGGUGGUGAUGGGCGCAGUGUCCGUGUGGGCUGAGUCUUAUGGUGGUAUGGGUGUCCGUCUGCCUCAACCACUCAACGACACAGUACCCAUGCCCGUCAAGGCUGCUGGAGUUGAUGGUAGAACAGCCAGCCGGGACUUCGGUGUGAUAACCAAGUUGGGAGAAGACUUCCUGAGGUGUUCUGAUCGACGCAGGGUGGAAGGGGAGUCGAGGAAGACCUCCAACAAACGACUCAACACCAGCCCCUGCGGGAGAACCACUACUUACACCAUCGUCUCCCCGCGAACCACCACGGUGGGUGAGUGUGGCCUGAGUUAUGAGAUGGGUAAAGGCGACGCAGUCAAGUUCAUUCUGCCCAGAUUCACUACAUCCUGCGAGAUGGUCUUCAAGGCCAAGGAAGGUUAUAAGUUGUCCUUCACCUGCUCCAAGUUUAGGGCUUCCUCCUGCAGAAACGAGUACCUCUUCAUCACCGACGGCGUCAACCCACCCAUGACGUUCUGUGGUAGAAAGAGGAAACCAACUGAAGCGACUGACCUAUCCCAGCUGUACAUCAAGUACGAGCGACGGCGAGAGCAGCGUAGGAAAUCCAGGAUGCACUGCACUAUUAGCGCUACAGGCAGCGACGACGGAGGCCCAACAGGAACUACUUCAGCUGAGGGUUCACAAAUUCCUAACUGCUCCUCAAUGUGUGGCGCUGCGCCCUCUGGUGCCGGAGCGACACGUAUCGUGGGAGGCAGCGAGGCUGAUAAGGGGGAGUACCCGUGGAUGGUUAUGCUCACCAUUGACGAUGGUGGACCUCUCAAAGGCUGCGGGGGAGCGAUCAUCUCCAAAAGACACGUCCUCACCGCCGCACACUGUGUCAAUUUCCGCAAUUUGAAGUUGACGGCGACGGUGGGACUACAUGACAUGAAAAACUUAAAUACCGGGGUUUCUAAGGUGUUCAAAGUGGUAGACUUCAUCGCCCAUCCAGAUUUUAACUCCGACACCCUGGCCAAUGACAUCGCGGUGUUGACACUGGAAGGGGAUGUCAACUGGAGCAGGCGGGUGGGGGCAGUGUGUCUCAGCCCCGAGAAGGACUACGAGGGCCAGAUGGGUGUAGUCAGUGGCUGGGGGACCUUGUCCUUCCAGGGCAGUCAGCCCAGCAAACUGCAAGAGGUGGGCGUGCAGGUGACCAACCAGGCGAAGUGCGUCAAAAACUACCUGGAGUCCGACAUCGACGUCCUUGACACUAACGUGUGUGCAGCCUCGCCAGGUAAAGAUGCUUGUCAAGGUGACUCCGGGGGACCUCUGGUGAUCCUAAACAAUGGUAUCUGGUACCAGAUGGGUGUGGUGAGCUAUGGGGUCGGGUGUGCCAGACCUGACUACCCGGGUGUCUACACGCGGGUGUCCUCCUACGUGCCAUGGAUCCUUGACCAGGUCUCCAGCUCUUGUUAAUCUCCUCCUGCUCGUCUCCACUGGAUCCUGGUCCAGCAGGUCUCCUACAUGACCCUUGGGAUGCCCACUCAGCGUCGUCUGGUCCAGUUGGUUUCCUAGGUCCCUUUGGAAUACCAUCUCAGGGUCUCCUGGCUUUACAAUCCAACGAUCUCUCCCACCUCUACCCCUCCCCCACCUCACUGUGAUCUCCACAACCCUGAUGGAAUACGUUCGUCGUCCCACUGCAAGACAACAUGCCGGAUCAUUCUUAACUCCCAUGUCUCAAGACUCGCGUGUGGUUUACGCUGGUCAUAUGAAGAGAAACACAAAUAUAGAUAAAAUAUUUUGGAGAUGCUAAAACUGAGAAGAAGAAAAUAAAAAUGUGAUAAUGAGUCAACCUAUAAAUUUGUAAUACGUGGCAAAAACUUGUCUGUAAAUAAGUGUGGAUUAUGAUGACAGAACCAUUAAACACGAGUCUUGCCCAUUACUGCCAUUACGUACGGGUUUUCUACUUUUACUGAUUGCAACAAAUCCGGACAAACUUAAGAAUAUAGAACAAUGUGUACAUGCUUUGGUGAGGCUGUGAGGAAUAACUCAGUUUAUUUAUUAAAGUAAAUCAUUUGGCUCAUUAUUAGGAACAUCCUUCGUAGGCUGCAUUAUUAUGAUCAGCUUUUGUUAUUAUCUCUAUCUGAUCUAAUGAAUCAUCUUAAUAACUUAUUGAUUUCUUUAUUCAAGCAUUUGUCUAGAAUCGGUAAUCUAUUGUCUCAUUCUUACAAAGUUGGGUAGUCCCUGUGUUUUAUUUAUGUCCCCCCUUCCCUCAGUCGCCCAACACCUCCGUUCUUUGUCAUUGCCUCCUCUUCCGCCGGGUAUACACUACAUACAUAUACAGACACGUUUGUAUAAUUUACGUACUUCUCUCUCUUUUAAGAUAAUAUCAUAGUUUUUAUUUGAUUAGUUGUCUCCUGUAAACCCAUUUAUUUUUCUUAUUUUAGCUAAAAUUUCGUAUUUCUCUCCCAAUCUGACCAUAUCUUUUUUUCUUUAGUUAGCCAUACUACUACUUACAUUUUCUAUCGACAUGGCUCUCGAUUUCACCAAAUUUCUUCACAUAAUUCCUCUUUCUUCCUCUAUAUUUGGUUUUAGAUUUUCCCUGUCGAAUACAAAGUGAAUGUUGAUUAAACGUGAUAAGAUUAAAGCUUAAGGACUACAAUACUUCUGGGAAAGCAUUAUUAUUAUUAUUAUUAUUAUUAUUAUUAUUAUUAUUAUUAUUAUUAUUAUUAUUAUUAUGUAUAACCACAAAACAAAAAAGUUGACAUUGGUAGGAGCUUCAAUAAUUUUCAGUAGGUAAAUCUCAGUUUGUGAUGUUAUAUUCUAUUUAACACCAGUAUGGAGUCAUUAUAGUCGUAACCAACUACAAUAGUCUCCCCAGAGGCAAUUUUCUUUUACUAUUGUAUCAAACUACCAUAUCUGUUUAUAAAGCAAGUCUUAUAAUGUAAUAUUUUGGUUAUAUAUUAUUUAUUUGUUUGGGCUUCACUCGAUCUUUCACAAAACUUUUAAAGACCAAAUUUACAAAAUGUAUCGAUUGUGAACUAAAAUGUUUAUGGUAAGACAACCAACCAUUGUGUAAACGAGUUGUGCUCUCCUUAAUUCCCGGCGUAUCUCGGUGUUGUAGCACGGCGGUACGAUCUCUUGAACUGAACAUGAAAACUAAGCUUUAAUGUACCUGUAAAAUCCAACUCCUGGAUGUAUUUCAGUAUGGAUUAGUAUAUCUUACGAGGGAAAAUCAAUGUGUAUAUUUAGGAUAUUAUCAGAAUAGGAUAUUUAAGGUAAGCUCUCAACACGGUAUUCAAAUUUAUAUUCAAUGGAAAACAAAGUAUGUAUUUCCAGCAACAAUUCGAGCAUUAUAAGAUAGAGAUGCCAAGUAUAUACAGUAAUGGUCAUUAACAUAUAUAAUAUUCGUGUUUCUGAGCCUACUUUAAAAUAUCAUAGAUUUAUUUGAUACAACCAGAAUCCAAUUUAACUUUUAGUUCCUGUGAAAUAUACAACUUUUUAA
This is a messenger RNA of Homarus americanus (American lobster), 3528 nucleotides long. Its product is annotated as venom serine protease Bi-VSP-like. The transcript has 12 exons. NCBI's taxonomy places the organism in Eukaryota, Metazoa, Arthropoda, Malacostraca, Decapoda, Nephropidae. Gene Ontology annotation, biological process: proteolysis. The record is from RefSeq and is a predicted model, not a curated record. Bases 15 to 1499 code for a protein of 494 amino acids. Gene Ontology annotation, molecular function: serine-type endopeptidase activity.